This is a messenger RNA of Notolabrus celidotus (New Zealand spotty), 1566 nucleotides long. Its product is annotated as tubulin alpha-1A chain-like. The record is from RefSeq and is a predicted model, not a curated record. Gene Ontology annotation, cellular component: cytoplasm; microtubule. Lineage: Eukaryota; Metazoa; Chordata; Actinopteri; Labriformes; Labridae. Gene Ontology annotation, molecular function: GTP binding; structural constituent of cytoskeleton. The transcript is spliced from 4 exons. The coding region runs from base 16 to 1371 and encodes 451 amino acids. Gene Ontology annotation, biological process: microtubule cytoskeleton organization; mitotic cell cycle.
UAGAGAAGCGAAAACAUGCGUGAAUGCAUCUCUGUGCACGUCGGCCAGGCUGGGGCUCAGAUGGGCAAUGCAUGCUGGGAGCUGUAUUGCCUGGAGCACGGCAUCCAGCCGGAUGGUCAGAUGCCCAGUGAUAAGACCAUCGGAGGAGGAGAUGACUCUUUUAACACCUUCUUCAGUGAAACUGGAGCUGGAAAACAUGUUCCCCGGGCUGUCUUUGUGGACUUGGAGCCAACAGUCAUUGAUGAGGUCCGGACAGGGACUUACCGCCAGCUCUUCCACCCUGAGCAGCUGAUCACUGGAAAGGAAGAUGCAGCCAACAACUAUGCCCGUGGUCACUACACCAUCGGCAAGGAGAGCAUAGAUUUAGUUCUCGACAGGAUUCGUAAAUUGGCUGACCAGUGCACAGGACUCCAAGGUUUCCUCAUUUUCCACUCCUUUGGAGGAGGAACCGGCUCUGGAUUCACUUCUCUGCUGAUGGAGCGUCUCUCUGUUGACUACGGCAAAAAAUCCAAACUGGAAUUUGCUGUUUAUCCAGCUCCCCAGGUGUCCACUGCUGUGGUGGAGCCCUACAACUCCAUCCUUACCACUCACACCACCCUGGAGCACUCUGACUGUGCCUUCAUGGUAGACAACGAGGCCAUCUAUGACAUCUGCCGUAGAAACCUGGACAUUGACCGUCCCACCUACACCAACCUCAACAGGCUGAUCGGACAGAUUGUGUCCUCCAUCACUGCCUCACUGCGCUUCGAUGGAGCCCUGAACGUAGACCUGACAGAGUUCCAGACCAACUUGGUGCCCUACCCCCGUAUCCACUUCCCUCUGGCCACCUAUGCCCCAGUGAUCUCUGCAGAGAAGGCCUAUCAUGAGCAGCUCUCUGUAUCAGAGAUUACCAAUGCUUGCUUUGAGCCUGCAAAUCAGAUGGUGAAAUGUGACCCUCGUCACGGCAAGUACAUGGCCUGCUGCCUUCUGUACCGUGGAGACGUAGUGCCCAAAGAUGUCAACUCUGCCAUCGCCACCAUCAAAACUAAGCGCACCAUCCAGUUUGUUGACUGGUGUCCCACAGGUUUUAAGGUUGGUAUCAACUACCAGCCCCCCACUGUGGUUCCUGGAGGAGACCUGGCCAAGGUGCAGAGGGCUGUGUGUAUGCUGAGCAACACUACAGCCAUUGCUGAGGCCUGGGCUCGACUCGACCACAAGUUUGACCUGAUGUACGCCAAGAGGGCCUUUGUUCACUGGUAUGUUGGAGAGGGGAUGGAGGAGGGGGAGUUCUCAGAGGCCAGAGAGGACAUGGCUGCACUGGAGAAGGAUUACGAGGAGGUGGGCACCGACAGCGUGGGGGAUGAAGGAGAGGAAGAGGGGGAGGAAUAUUGAGUUUUGCAACAACAGUCAGGUCUUAUAUAAAAUAAUGACAUUCCAUGUUUGAUAUAUCUAUUAGUAAAUUCCAGGCUUCCCACUAUGUGCAAGAUUAGUUGUGUGUUACAGAGAUUAAAAAGAAAUAACUGUCAAGGGACUAUCUUUCUUUACUGCUUUCAUCUUCAAACAAUAAACUCAACAUGUUUUCAUUGA